Messenger RNA from Onychostoma macrolepis, 6445 nucleotides. RefSeq names its product UDP-N-acetyl-alpha-D-galactosamine:polypeptide N-acetylgalactosaminyltransferase 1 (gene galnt1). Gene Ontology annotation, cellular component: Golgi apparatus. The coding region runs from base 506 to 2179 and encodes 557 amino acids. The transcript has 13 exons. NCBI's taxonomy places the organism in Eukaryota, Metazoa, Chordata, Actinopteri, Cypriniformes, Cyprinidae. The record is from RefSeq and is a predicted model, not a curated record.
GCUCCGUCUCCGUUAGACCGAGUAGCGGCGCUCACUCAGUGCUUUCAGCCGGAGCGCUGCGCUCAUCCCGCGGACGGACUGUCCUCGAUCUUCGGCCAAUUUACCCCAUAAUUACCAGCGAACAGGCCGCCCCGCGCCCACUAAACUAACGGGUUAACAUUCCCCUCGGAGCGAGACAGCGGAAUUUGAGAAAAGCGCUGUAUUUCAGGCCAGCUCUCCUCUCGAUCAUGUUUGGGAUUAAUUUCUGAGGUAACGUUUCUACGAUCUGAAGAUCACAUUUUUUUUCCAGCGCGUGGAGCCUCAGAUCUGCACUGGGACGAAACGAACGGACUCCGCGGUCUCUCCUGUCGUCCAGUGCGCUGUCGAAACGAGAGAAGGGAGCAUGCGUGAGUAACAGGUUUCUGUGGCGGGACCUCAAGCUCCUCCCCUCAUCUGGAGCCCCUGCGCUGUAGGAUACGAGACUGUCUUCCUUCACACACUCUGACACAGCUCAACAGGUGUGAAGAUGAGGAAGUUUGCGUACUGUAAGGUGGUGCUGGCCACCUCUCUGGUGUGGGUGAUGCUAGACAUGUUCAUCCUCCUCUACUUCAGCGAAUGCAACAAAUGUGAUGACAAAAAAGAGCGAGGACUGCCAGGGAGAGACACUGUGGUUCAAAGGCCUCAUGACGGCCCAGGGGAGAUGGGAAAGCCAGUUGUCAUCGCUAAAGACCAACAGGAGAGGAUGAAGGAAAUGUUUAAGAUAAACCAGUUUAACCUGAUGGCCAGCGAGAUGAUUGCACUCAACCGAUCCUUACCGGAUGUGCGUCUCGAGGGGUGUAAAACGAAGGUGUAUGCAGACGAUCUCCCACGCACCAGUGUGGUGAUUGUGUUCCAUAAUGAAGCGUGGACCACUCUGCUCCGAACGGUCCACAGCGUCAUCGACAGGUCACCGAGACCCCUGCUGGAGGAAAUCGUGCUGGUGGAUGACGCCAGUGAGAGAGACUUCUUGAAGAGGCAGUUGGAGCAGUACGUGCGGAAGCUGGAGGUUCCUGUCAAGGUGAUACGGAUGGAGCAGCGCUCGGGCCUGAUUCGCGCUCGGUUGAAGGGGGCGUCCAUCUCCACAGGUCAGGUGAUUACCUUCCUGGAUGCCCACUGUGAAUGCACCACCGGCUGGCUAGAGCCUCUGCUAGCUCGCAUCAAACUUGACAAGAAAACCGUAGUGUGUCCCAUCAUUGACGUGAUCAGCGAUGACACGUUUGAGUACAUGGCAGGCUCUGAUAUGACAUAUGGUGGCUUCAACUGGAAGCUGAACUUCCGCUGGUAUCCGGUACCACAGAGAGAGAUGGAUCGCAGGAAAGGAGACAGAACGCUGCCUGUCAGGACCCCCACUAUGGCAGGUGGUCUCUUCUCCAUAGACAGAGAUUAUUUCCAGGAGAUUGGCACAUAUGAUGCAGGCAUGGACAUUUGGGGAGGAGAGAACCUGGAGAUCUCCUUUAGGAUUUGGCAGUGCGGGGGAACGCUUGAGAUCGUCACGUGUUCUCACGUCGGUCACGUGUUCCGUAAGGCAACGCCGUACACGUUCCCUGGUGGAACUGGGCAGAUCAUCAACAAAAACAACAGGCGGCUGGCAGAGGUCUGGAUGGAUGAGUUCAAGAACUUCUUCUACAUCAUCUCACCUGGUGUGACGAAAGUGGAUUAUGGAGACAUCUCAACCAGAACAUCCCUGAGACAGAGACUGCAGUGUAAGCCGUUCUCCUGGUACCUAGAAAAUGUCUACCCAGACUCCCAGAUACCACGCCACUACUACUCGCUGGGAGAGAUCCGUAAUGUGGAGACUAAUCAGUGUCUGGAUAACAUGGCCAGGAAAGAGAAUGAAAAAGUGGGCAUUUUCAACUGCCACGGCAUGGGUGGCAACCAGGUUUUCUCGUACACAGCCAAUAAAGAGAUCCGAACUGAUGACCUCUGUUUGGAUGUGUCCAAACUCAAUGGUCCGGUUAUGAUGCUCAAGUGCCAUCACUUGAAAGGCAACCAGCUCUGGGAAUAUGACCCUGUGAAGCUGAGCCUGGUACACGUGAACAGUAAUCAGUGUUUGGAUAAGGCGUCUGAAGAUGACAGUCAGGUGCCCAGCGUCAAGGACUGCACCUGGAGCCGCUCGCAGCAGUGGCUGCUUCGCAAUGUCACACUGCCUGAGAUAUUCUGAGCUCGCACACGGACGGACAGAUGGACAGACUCUCACACCGUCGCUGAUGGAGAGAACGUGAGAGAAAGGACGGCUUUCCUCUCAAUCCUGGUGGACUGCCUUCAAAUGAUCUGAAAGAACAGAACCGCAUAUGUAUAUGAAUCUCCCCAUCACUCCACCUUGCAGAGGAAAAGAACAAACGAUGGAGAGAAAGACUCAUGGAGAAAGAAACUUGAGUUUGAUGCCGUUAUCCUCCUCGUUCGAGGGGCAGCGGGCAUUUUGGUUAUGUUUACGAGAACGCCUCCCUUUUAGAGUAUCAGUGUGUGUGUGUUUAUGUGUGUGUGCGUGACGAGAAUGCGUGAGUCACAGUGUUUUCCACAGGAGUUUUCACCCUUUUUUAAUUUAAAUAUUUUUCAAGCCUUGUAGAAAUGAAGGGUAUCUAGCACAUGAAGGAGAGGCUGACGUGUGUCUGAGUGCAUGUGUGUGCAUGUGAGAUUUCAAGUGUGUCACAUAUCAGGAUGGAUCUCCUGUCUGUGGACUUUACAGUGCUCUGCUAUCCGUUUGAAGCAGGGGCUCCCCCUACUGGCCACCGACACACACUGACCUGUCUGUCAAUCUUCAUCUCAGCCAGUGGACUACCUACAAUCAAUCACCAUAUAGAUCUAUAAUCAAUGAAAAAAGGAUGACUGUCCGACCAGGAUGUUUUUCAUAUCAUCAGUGUUCAUGUAACUUUUUUUUUACACCGGAGGUUGAUACUUUUUUUGGUUUCUGCAUUUUUGAGUGCCACGUACAAGCACUUUUCACUUGUUUGGUGUUGUUUUUUAUGUCAAGUCUGUCUCUUAAAGAUAUUAUUGUAAUUUAACAUGCAAUUUCAGGACAGUCCUGAACUCACCCCGAAUUGUUGCCUUCCUUUGGGUUCCAGCCCUUCAGCUAACAUUGUUUACCCAUAAGCAUGUGGGUUGAUCGGGAAGAGAUGGAUCAUCUUCUGUCAUAUCAUCCAACUGUACAAGGGCUUGGUCUCACUGUGUACAUGCACGAGAAAGAACUCUUUCGUCUGAUAUCUUUCUUUGUUUACGUUCACUUUAAAUUGUUAUUGACUUUUGUGUAGAAUUUCUUUAAUUCAUCAACGCAUUUGGCAUUUGAAGGUGAAAGAAGGCUGCUUGCCACAUUUCAACUGAUGUCUGAUAGCCUACAGAGAUUGUCCUGCAUUUCAGAUUCACCAAUUUCAUUCUUCUGAUUUUAUUUUCAAAUGGUCUGAGAUUUCAUUUGGGCUGUGAUGGUUGGAAAAUGAAAUUGAACCCCUCUGUUUUGAGAUUUGUCAUGUGGAAUCAGAAUUUUUUUCCCUUGAAAACUCUUGACCCUGUCUAAAUACUUUAAAUGAUCUGUACUCUUUGUGUCCUGGUCAUUAAUCCAGAAAGUAUGUCACUGUGUACCAAAAAAAAAUUCAAAAUUGUAAGAUUCUAGAUUCUAAAACAAAAGAUUCAAAAUAAAGAUAAGAAAAGGUCAAAUGUGAGUUUCUACAUUUUUAGAUUGUAAAUCUAAAGAUUCUUAAAAAGAUUCAAGACUCUAAACAUAGAUUCUAAAUUUUAAAAAUCUAAAUAUAGAUUCUAGAUUCUGAAAAAGAUUCUAAAUAUAGUCUACAUUCUGAAAAAAAGAUUCUAAGUAAUGAUUGUAAAUUGUGAGAUUCUGAAUUGUAAGACUGUAAAUACAGAUUCUAGAUUCUAAAAAAAGAUUUCAAUUGUGUGAUUCAAAGUGAUUCUGGAUUGUAAAUAAAAGGGCAGUUUCAUUGCAGAGGAUGGGUGAGGAUCUUGCAAGUAUUUGGACAGGGCCUCAAGAUCAUCUGUAGAGAUGUGUGAGUGUGAACAAGUGUGUGUGUUUAUAUUUGUCAAAGGGAUGUCUUUUGUUUUUGUCUUUUUUGUUGAAUUGAUGAGGGUCUGGCCUGCUGAUUGGUGGGUUAGAGAGCCCUGUGUUGAGAUGAUCCACAGGCUGGAGAAAUAAACCACAGAAAGUUUACAGUCCAACUUCUCUGUUAGCCUUUAUGAUCUUUGUUGAUGUGCACACACACAGUUUCAUGGUUGAAAACAAUAGUUUUAUUGAGAACUGCGCAGUUGGUUUUAGUUCCUCGGCAGUGGUUAAUAGGUUGUUGUUGCACAAAGGGGCACCAUGCAGGGUUGUUAAGGAUUUUGUACAUUAUCAUAAUGAUCAAAACUUUUAUAAUCUUGUGCAAGUGCAAGGUUCAUGUUUCAUGGUUAGUUUUGCCUUGCUUUGGUUUAUCACUUGGUGGCGCAGUCAUAGACCUUCUUAGAUAUUCAACACACUGCACUCACAAGACUAAAGCACUGACAGGAACACUUGCAGUUACUCACAGUUAACUACUUGCAGUUAAUGAUCUAAUUAGCCAGUGUUUGCCUUAGAGAAAUAAAAUUGGAGAAACUCAUUAAAAUAUAUUGUAUUUCAUCUUUACUAUGAAAAUAUACAUAUUUUUUAACUAGGAUAUAUUUCUAAGUAUAUUUCACCAAAGCAUUGCAAGUUGUUGAAAAUAAAUUCACACAUUUUUAGUUUAGCAAAUGAAUGAUAAAUGCUGAUUAUAAUAAAUUACCAGAGGAAAACUUGCUUUUAAUAUACAGUACCCCCCUUUUCUGAGCGUGAACGUCUGGUUUCCCAGACUCAUUUCAUCUUUUAAAGCUGCUGAUUGUUCUCAGCACUGCUUCACUUGUGUUUCGAGGCAGAAUAAAAGAAUAAUUGGCUGACGGAGAUUGAGUGGUGUAAGGUUUUGAAUGAAAGGUAAUGUGGCGCUCAUGGUAUGCCUUCAAAAUGUACAGUAACUUCAAUACACAAUAAUUUACCACGUGUUCAGCAAUUUUUUAUAUUGGUCAUGCAAUAUAUCAGGUUUCAUAAUGAGUGUGCAGUAUGUUAUUUAUAUAAUAAUUGCUGUUGUUAAUUUUUUUUUUUUUUUUUUAAAUGCUUUGAAGUGUCAACUUUGAGCACAUAGGAAUUUAUAAAAGCAUUUUAUUUUUAAAGUCAUUUCAUUAAAAUUAGUUUCUUUUGAUGUGAUAAAAAUAGGAAAAAAUGGAACACUGGAAUCUUACAAACAAGAACAAAAGCCUCAUAAACCAAAGCUGCACAUCUACUGCUCAUAUUUAACAGAUGACAGACUCAGCGAUCAGGCCUCACAAUCGGCCUUCUCACAGUCACUCACACUGCACACGAGAUAGAGAGAUAGUCGAUAGUCGGGUUCAGUGUAAUUGAGCAAGAGUGAAUGGCAAUCGAUUUCAAUCCCACCUCAAUCCUUUCUGAGGUGGCGCAAUUUACAGCUCUCUGAUAUGACAGUAUGAAGAAUGGCAGGAAAAAGUGUGAACUCAUCAGAGGCCAUCUGAGGUCAAAGGUAACAUUGUAUGCAAAUAAGUCUCAAGCUCGUGGUCAUUGUUCAAUAAUUAAUUCCAACCCACAAAUUUGACUAGUUAGUCAAGGGGUCAUAAACUGAGAAUCAAAAUUCCCUUGAUCUUUUGAAGAGGUUAUUGUACUAUAACAACAGUUCAAGAACUCAGCUUAUAUUAAGAAAAAAACAGCUUAUAUUGAAGCCUGCCAAAACGAUAUUUUGGAAUGUACCACUCUACGACCUGAUAGUAAUCUAGAUCGCUGCUUGUUUAGCCCCACCCACCGAUAUGCGCUGCACGUGUAAUCGGUAAAUAACGAUAGCGGCGAAUGCAGGUCUACAUAGAAACCGAACUAUAAACUUUAUUUAAAAAUGAAGUUCCAGACCGCAUCAAGAACUUGGUCCUUUGUUCACUUCAUUUUACCGCGGAUUUGUUUGCAAACAAGGCACAAUUCGAUUUUAAGAAAGACUGAAACAAGACGAUGCUGUGCCGACUAUAUUGGAUUUGAUAGUAAUGUAGCAACACAAGUGUGAAACUGUUUUCAUUACGUGAUCGAUAUUGCUUUGUCCCAUUAUUACAGAACGUUUGAUAUGUAUCCAGUAGUGGUGUCAAACGAUUAAUCGCAUCCAAUAUAAAAGUUUGUGUUUACAUAAUAUGUGUGCCUGUGUAUAUUUGGGUCAUUCUUCAUUUGUGGUGGCAAGUGGUGUCCCUCUACUUUACAACAGUUGAAAUAAACUUUAAAUACCAAUAAAUCAUAAAAUGUUUGUAUUCUGUAGGGUAAACACAAUUUGUGCACUGUUAAUAUUUAAAUUUUUGUUUUAAAAUACAUAUUUAAUUGAGUUUUAGAGAUAGCAUUUGUAACAAAAUAUGGAUGUUCCCGCCAUAUCUUAGAGAGGUAUCAUGGAAUGUA